This is a messenger RNA of Hevea brasiliensis (rubber tree), 2168 nucleotides long. Its product is annotated as growth-regulating factor 8. Gene Ontology annotation, biological process: DNA-templated transcription; regulation of DNA-templated transcription; developmental process. The transcript is spliced from 4 exons. Gene Ontology annotation, cellular component: nucleus. Gene Ontology annotation, molecular function: ATP binding. Bases 387 to 1982 code for a protein of 531 amino acids. The record is from RefSeq and is a predicted model, not a curated record. NCBI's taxonomy places the organism in Eukaryota, Viridiplantae, Streptophyta, Magnoliopsida, Malpighiales, Euphorbiaceae.
UCUCGUACCAACUAUGGUGAGAAUGUUGGAAGCAUGGAGGCAAAGCAAUGCCUAGAAUGGCUACAAUGGCGGCAACCCAUUCCUAUAUCUUAAAAUCCCACAUCAACCCCACACACUCCCCUGCCAUACUCUCACCCACCAACUAGAGAGAGAGAGAGAGAGAGAGAGAGAACUUCUAUUAGACACAGAUAUGGGUCGCAAUAAGGUGGUCUGCUUCUUUAAGAAAAGUCCAUAAGCAUAAAAGCUUUAGGCUACGUCGCUUCUUCAGGAUUCAAGAAAAAAGAGAAGGUGGUGAGGGUCCUGUAAGAGGCUUCUUUUUUCUUUUUUAGGUUCAUUGUUUGUUUGAUGGGAAAGUCAGUUUGCCAAGUUCAGAAAGUUUUUUCAUUAUGACUAUAGAUAGCUUUAGCGUUUUUGACAAGGCAGAGAGCAGUAGCAGUAGUGAUUGUGUUGAUUUGUGUGUGAAGCUUCAACAUACUGAACCAUUGCCUUUUAGGACUAUGGUGGUUGAUCAAUAUGAUCACUACCGUCCGUUUCCAUCAUAUGGGUUAGGUGGUGGUGAUGGUCCCACAAGGUACAACAACAGGUGCAUCUCUAAUGAUAUAUACGAUGUUGUUGUUGCUGGUGGAGGCGGUGCUGCGGCUAAUGGUGGUGCAGCAGAUGGUUUAAGGACUCUGCAGCCUUUUGACAUCUCUCCUGCUGAAACUAUCACUGCCUUCAAAUCCCCAGGAGGAAUUGCAGCAACUAUGGGGUUUCCUUUUACAAAUGCGCAGUGGAAAGAGCUUGAGAGACAAACUAUGAUAUACAAGUACAUGAUGGCCUCUGUUCCUGUGCCUCCACAUCUUCUCUUUCCCACUCCAAGAAAUCUCAACUCAGACCCUGCUGCUCGCCACUCUUCUUUGGGUACUGGUCUGAAUCUCAAGUUCACAAAUGGGGCAGAUCUAGAACCAGGGAGGUGCAGGAGAACAGAUGGGAAGAAAUGGAGGUGCUCAAGAGAUGUGGCUCGUGACCAGAAAUACUGUGAGCGUCACAUGCACAGAGGCCGUCCCCGUUCAAGAAAGCCUGUGGAACUCCAAGCCAACACCGAUACUAACAACAACAAUAAGAAGACUCGUUACAAUCCUGCUGUUUCUGCAGAAUCUCCAGUUCCUGCGGUUGCUUCUCAAUUUGUAGGUACUAAUUCACAGCCAUACCUCCAGGCCCCUGUUUUUCCUGAUAAACCCAGUGAAAAGGUUGCAAAUUUUGACGCAUCUCUGGCCUUUGCUGCAGCAUUCAAGGAGGAACCCAGGAGUUUGGAGUGGAUGAUAAAAGGAGAACCUGCCGAUCAACAAUGGCACCAUAUGAUUAAGCAGACAGAAAUUGGACUAUCCAAUGAAAGGUCCUUCAAUAGCACCCCUAUUCUCAAUCCGGAUUACCAUGGAGGAGAGGCUUUGAACUUGAACUCCUUUGGAAAUUUCAGCGCAGGAGAAGAUCACCAUAGCAAUCAGUGUACUUUAUUUCUCAACGAGACACCCAGGGGUUUCAUUGAUGCAUGGUCUAAUGGAGCAUCAGAUGACCAGAGUGGUGCAGCCUCUAGAAACACUGGUUCUGCUGUUUCCUCAUAUGGGAAACUUUCACAAUCCUCCCUCUCUCUAUCCAUGGGAGGCAUCAACAUGGAUGAUGAAAUGGAUCAGAUCCAAAUGGGGUUAGGCCUAAUAGAAUCAGAUCAAAAUCGUGAAUGUUGCACCAAAUCGCUGGCCAUGUCCCCUGCUUCUUGGACAGGGGCUACACCAGGUGGACCUCUAGCAGAAGUCAUACAACUGAGCUCUGCAAACGCCACAGCUAGUCAGUCAUCUCCAGUCGCUGAAAAUGGAGAUUCUGGUAGUCCACCAGCGACUGCUGUUUCUUCCCCAUCUGGGUUUCCGCAGAAAACAGUUGCUUCAUUUUCUGAUAGCAGUAGCAAUAGCAGCCCAACACUGGCGAGUACUGCAAGGGCCAAAUCUUAGAUUGGAUUGCCGUGGUUGAAUUAAUUAGACAAAUUGUAAUAUUCUGUUGAAGGAUUUAUGGAUAGAUUUCGUGGUUUUUUUCUCUAAUUGGUUAUUAUGCGGUUGUUUAAUGAUUUUAACAUCAAUUUGGUCUGUGGCCUUGAAAUUGUGUUCGUAUGUUACAUGAUAAUUCAGCCACUUGAUGAA